GAUCUAAUCUUUUUCUCUUCACACGCUCUGCUGUGCGCACAGACUGAAGACAAAGAGCAGAGAGCACUCUGCCUCUCCAUGUGAUGUGCACCCGAUCGAUGAAGGUGCAACAUUAGUCUCAGAUACUGACCCCACAAUUUUUAUUGAUUUAUUCUUUUUUUAAAUUUUAAUUACGCUGCAUGGGCAGUUAACCAAGUGCGCCUCUGUCUUUUGCGGGUGUCCACUCACUAAGUACGCCUCCCUCCUCACCAGCCUCAACAUUUGUGAAGUGGCUGCCUCACCCGAUCGGACCGGAGGCCAUCUGGUCUCUGAUCUGGUCUCUGAGCUCACCGGAGAAUCGUCGCGCUCCGUCGGGCGCAGGCUGUGCGCCUCUAGGAUCAGACCGGAGCCACCGCGAGCUCUGGCAAUGGAGAUGAUGGAGGGAGACGUUAUGGACAAGCUGGAGGACAUGUCAUCGGUGUACGACUUCGACCCGAUCACCGGCAACAUCCCCGCCACAAAAGUAGAGAUCACUGUCUCCUGCCGUAAUCUGCUGGAUAAAGACACUUUCUCCAAGUCAGAUCCACUAUGUGUGCUCUAUACGCAAGGUGUGGAAACCAAACAGUGGAGAGAGUUUGGCAGAACGGAGGUGAUAGACAACACCCUAAACCCCGACUUUGUUAGAAAGUACAUCUUGGACUACUUUUUUGAGGAGAAGCAAAACCUUCGCUUCGACUUGUACGACGUUGACUCCAAAAGCCCAGACCUGUCUAAACAUGACUUUUUGGGCCAGACAUUCUGUACUCUUGGGGAGAUUGUUGGAUCACCAGGCAGUCGACUGGAAAAGCCACUGGGAGGGAUCCCAGGGAAGAAAUGUGGCACUAUCAUCCUGUCUGCAGAGGAGCUGAGCAAUUGUCGAGACAGUGCCACUAUGCAGUUCUGUGCCAACAAGCUGGACAAGAAGGACUUCUUUGGCAAGUCAGACCCUUUCAUGGUCUUCUACAGAAGCAAUGAAGAUGGAACGUUUACUAUCUGCCAUAAAACAGAGGUGGUGAAGAACACAUUAAAUCCAGUAUGGCAGCCUUUCACUAUCCCAGUCAGAGCACUCUGCAACGGAGACUAUGACAGAACAAUCAAGGUGGAGGUGUAUGAUUGGGAUAGGGAUGGCAGCCAUGACUUCAUUGGGGAUUUUACGACCAGCUACCGAGAGCUAGCUCGAGGGCAGAGUCAAUUCAAUGUAUACGAGGUGAUUAAUACUAAGAAGAAAAUGAAGAAAAAGAAAUAUGUCAACUCUGGAACAGUGACCCUGCUCUCGUUCUCAGUGGAGUCAGAGUUCACAUUCUUAGAUUACAUCAAAGGAGGAACACAGAUCAAUUUCACUGUGGCCAUCGAUUUCACAGCAUCUAACGGUAACCCAUCUCAGUCCACGUCACUGCACUACAUGAAUCCGUACCAGCUGAACGCCUACGCCAUGGCCCUGAAGGCUGUCGGGGAGAUCAUUCAGGACUACGACAGUGACAAGAUGUUCCCUGCUCUAGGCUUUGGAGCCAAACUGCCCCCUGAUGGACGAGUGUCACAUGCGUUUCCACUGAAUGGAAAUAUGGAAAAUCCUUACUGCAAUGGUAUUGAGGGCAUCUUAGAGGCAUACCACCAGAGUCUAAAGACCGUGCAGCUUUACGGGCCAACUAACUUUGCCCCGGUGGUGAACCAUGUUGCCAGGUAUGCAGCGGCGGUGCAGGACGGCUCUCAGUACUUUGUGCUGCUCAUCAUCACAGAUGGUGUCAUUUCCGACAUGGCCCAGACCAAAGAGGCCAUUGUAAAUGGUGCCAAGCUUCCCAUGUCAAUAAUCAUAGUUGGAGUGGGUCAGGCUGAGUUUGAUGCAAUGGUGGAGCUGGACGGCGAUGACAUCAGGAUCUCAUCCCGGGGGAAACUGGCAGAAAGAGACAUAGUUCAGUUCGUUCCCUUCAGAGAUUAUAUGGACAGGACAGGCAAUCAUGUAUUAAGCAUGGCACGGCUCGCCAAAGACGUGCUGGCAGAGAUCCCCGACCAGUUCAUCUCAUACAUGAAGAGCCGAGGGAUCAAACCCAACCCGGAACCACCUCCCUACACACCGCCUGGACACACACACCACCACACACAGAUCUGACGCCCUUCAUCUUGGCUCUUCACUGAGGACUGACAUCAUGCAGCAACUCAGAGGGCAGCAGGAACUCUCUACGUACUGUUCUUGGUAAAAAUGGGCGAUGAUGCACCAGGAAAUGGGACUUCAGUUUUGUGCUGUAUCCUCCCAGUGACCGCUAGAACGGCAUUUUUGUUAGUUUCUUUUUCGGUUUCUCUUGAAGAGAGGCUGGAGACUUCCCAGGACUCCUUGGUGAAAGCCUGUUAACUGACACUGAGGCAGUGACUGUUUCCUUUCUAAUUUGACAGCAGGUUGAUUCAAAACAGUCAUGUUGUGGUUAAAACUUGUGCUUGUAUGUGGUUGUUUCUCUACAUGUAUCAGGACAUGUGAACUUUGACCUAAGCCUUGCUCGUCAGUCAUUGGUGUGGCUUAAUACAGUGGUAUGUUUAAGGCGCCUUUUCCCUUAUAAAAUCUAAUUCCCCACUUGGGGAUUUGUACCUCCACAUCUGCUAAUGCAUCAGUUGUGAUGGAAGGAAAGCCUACAGUUGUGUAGUUUACAGUUUAUUACUUUGAACAUGACUUUUCAUACUUUGAGGUAUCACCUCCUCUCUUCUUAAGUAAAUGUUUUGAAAGCGCAUGUUAUGCGAGAAUAAUUUGGAGUGCUGCUAUUCAUCGAUUCUGAACCAAGUACCCAAUUUAUUCAUGCAAAUCAAAUAUCUUUAUACUGCAGAUGCAAUUCAACAUAAGUAAUGUUUGAUACAGUGUUUAGGGUUUUCAUUCUCUACAUAUAAUGUACAUUUGCAUCACAGAGAAUGUUGCAUGAGAGCAUUAACUAAUUUACCAUAACUACUUUAAAACACCUUAAAUUUCUUAUAAUCCACUACUCUAAUUUUGUAAUAUACCAUAAAUACAUCAGCAUAUACUGUAAGUAACACACUGAGCAUGUAAAGGGAGGAGAAGGGGAAGAGGGAAAAAAGGCAGGGCAUUUUACAUAAGGCUGAAUUUACUGAAUUACCAACUAGGCAAAACGGUGUUUUCCCAUCAGCACAGGCCAGCCAGCUUUAAUCGAGACAAGCUGGACGAGCACGGGUUGGCCUCCGUUUCCAUAUGUUCCUAGCAGUGGGGAUAAUCGUGCCGAUUCGUGCUCAGUCAGCCCCGUUUAUGCCCAGGAAAAAAUGGGACCAUGCGCUGCCUUCAACAGAACCGGCUCAUCAAGACAUGAUUGGCCUCAGUGUGGUGCUGAGGGAAGGUCCUUACACAUUUGGCACUGACAUUUUUUUUUUGGUAAUUUCAUUGCUUGAUCCCGUAGGGGCUCAUGCUGCCCCUAUGGGAUCAAGAUGCAGCAAAUAUGGCUUUUAUGGUGCAGUGGAAACACAACCAUGCUGCCUUGAGAGCAGCUCAGCACCACUCCACGGUGCACGCCUUGGCUCAGAUUGCUGUGCUGAUGGAAAAACAACCAUGGUCAGGGUGCCCACAGACUCACUGUGGGCAAUUACUUUGAAGUAACUGCCAAGACAACUGCCAUCUUUGCUAAUAAGCACCACUCAAUCAUCAUUUGUUCAUAUUGUAAUAAAUAGACCCUACAGCUAAUUUCUGCCACACAGUCCAAUAUCAAGGUAAUUUGGCCUCGAUUCUAUCCCAUACACACCACCUCUGCAACCCAGAAACUCCCAUAUCGGUGGAAAUCUGAAAGCCGGAUGAGGAUUUUCAUUGAAUGCACCCCUGUGUUUACAA
This is a messenger RNA of Monopterus albus (swamp eel), 3832 nucleotides long. It is a transcript of the gene cpne5b, whose product is annotated as copine Vb. Gene Ontology annotation, biological process: cellular response to calcium ion. Lineage: Eukaryota; Metazoa; Chordata; Actinopteri; Synbranchiformes; Synbranchidae. Gene Ontology annotation, cellular component: plasma membrane. The transcript is spliced from 20 exons. The record is from RefSeq and is a predicted model, not a curated record. Bases 407 to 2125 code for a protein of 572 amino acids. Gene Ontology annotation, molecular function: calcium-dependent phospholipid binding.